AUGGCCACCCAAGCAGAUAGUUCCAGUGACACGCAGGCAUCGCCGGUUGUCAACAAGGAGAUCACUGCUCAUAUCGAGCAUGUCCAUACCAAUGAAAAGGUUCCAGGCCAUCCUGGCUAUUAUGAAAAAGAUGGUCUGCGCACGUAUGGUGAUGACGAGGAUCAUGACCAUGAGCCUCCCAUGACCGUCACAAGAGCCCUGAGCUUGGUCGCCAUGGCCUUCCUCUGGACAGGCUCCCAGAUUCCAGUGUAUAUUCUGGGCGGGAUACCACCGUACAUCUAUAGCGACAUAGGUGGCUCAGAUCGUUGGAUUUGGUUUGUCCUGGCUUACCUACUGGCUCUGGCAGCCAUUUGUCCAUUUGUCGGCUCGAUAUCCGAUCUCAUUGGAAGACGCUGGGUCGCUUCAGGUGGUUCUGGGUUGCUUAUCAUAGCCAUGAUUAUCAGCGGUACUGCGAAGAGCAUGGAGGUCUUUAUCGUCGGCAUGGCAUUCUCAGGAGUCGGCGCCGGUAUCUGCGAGCUGACAUCCCUGGCCGUCACUGCCGAACUUGCCCCAACUCGCAAACGAGGAAAAUACGUCGCCAUCCUUGUCUUCACCAUUCUCCCCUUUUGCCCAUCGGUUUUAUGGGGUCAAUUGAUCGCCCAUUAUGCUGGUUGGCGGUACUGCUGUCUUCUCUGCGGCCUGUGGGCUUGCGUUGGGUUCUUUGGCACCAUAGCCUUCUAUUUUCCCCCGCCUAGACCGAACUCCCGAGGGCUUACCAAGAAGGAAAUCAUUGGUGAGAUUGAUUUUGUUGGUGGUGGGUUGUCCAUCUCCGGUAUGAUCCUGUUUUUGGCUGGCCUGCAAUGGGGAGGCUAUCAAUACCCAUGGCAUUCCGCCCAUGUGCUCGCGCCUCUCAUUAUCGGCGGCUUCUUGCUGUUCAUUGCGUUUCCUUUUUGGGAGAUCAAGUUCGCCAAAUUUCCCAUGUUUCCAUCGCGCAUGAGGAAAGAGGCAAGGAUUCUCACCCUUACCUUGAUCAUUACUGCCAUCUCGGGCGCCAACUUCUUCUCGGUUAUCAUGUUCUGGCCUACGCAGGCCUUCAACGUCUACGGCCAUGACCCAGUCGGCGUGGGUGUUCGAGGAAUUCCCAUCGGUUUCAGCAUUCUGACUGGAGCUUGCGUCGUCCUAUGGCUUCUGUCAGUCUUCCGCGGUCACAACCGUGAACUGAUGAUCGUUUCAUCUGUCCUCAUGACAGCAGGGUGUGGAGCGCUCUCAGUCGCCCGCAUUGACAAUCUUAACACACUCUGGGGUCUUCUCAUUCUUGGAGGUCUCGGCAUCGGCGGCAUUGUCGUCCCUGCCUCCAUCAUGACCACCAUUAUUUGCCCGGACGAUAUCAUUGCGACCGUCGCCGCUCUCACUCUGUCCAUUCGAGUCAUUGGUGGAUGCAUCGGCUAUACCGUGUACUACAAUGUCUUCAUCAACAAGUUUGUUCCCAACGCCACAAAAUACAUCGGGGGCACUAUGGCAUUAGAGCUGGGGAUCACCAACGUCACCUACAUCACCGAGGCCAUUGAGUACACGGGAGCUGCUCUGUUGCCGCUGAUUAAGACCAUUCCUGGCAUCGCUGGUAACGAGACGGCGUAUGAAAUGGUGGUGGUUGCCGGCCAAACUGCUUAUGCCGAGAGUUACAAGUACGUGUACUUGACCAGCAUUGCCUUUGGGUCGAUCAGUAUCUUGUCCAGUAUUUUCCUGGGCAAUAUCGACAAGUAUAUGGAUGACCAUGUUGCGGUGGUUAUGCACUAG
Capronia epimyces CBS 606.96 is the source of this 1776-nucleotide messenger RNA. RefSeq lists its product as uncharacterized. The transcript has 3 exons. The coding region runs from base 1 to 1776 and encodes 591 amino acids. Gene Ontology annotation, biological process: transmembrane transport. The record is from RefSeq and is a predicted model, not a curated record. Gene Ontology annotation, molecular function: transmembrane transporter activity. NCBI's taxonomy places the organism in Eukaryota, Fungi, Ascomycota, Eurotiomycetes, Chaetothyriales, Herpotrichiellaceae.